Aphidius gifuensis is the source of this 1845-nucleotide messenger RNA. Its product is annotated as fork head domain transcription factor slp1-like. Gene Ontology annotation, molecular function: DNA-binding transcription factor activity; sequence-specific double-stranded DNA binding. Gene Ontology annotation, biological process: regulation of transcription by RNA polymerase II. The coding region runs from base 324 to 1577 and encodes 417 amino acids. The record is from RefSeq and is a predicted model, not a curated record. NCBI's taxonomy places the organism in Eukaryota, Metazoa, Arthropoda, Insecta, Hymenoptera, Braconidae. The transcript has a single exon. Gene Ontology annotation, cellular component: nucleus.
CGAAGGGUCCACAUCAUUCUUGUGAGUCCACUCUUGUUCAUUCUCGCAAACCAGUGGAUAAAAAAAAAAAAAAACUUAACAUUGUUUACGAGUGUUUAACAAUAUUUAUAAAUAAAAGUGAAUAUUUUUUGAGUGAUUAUAUAAAUAAAUUGGAAAAUAAACUCAAAUUUUAUAAUAAUCAAUUAAAAAAAAAAUAAACUGUGUGUUAUUGUGAAAAUAAACUGAUUUUUUUUUUUUUGAAAUUAAAAUAAAGUGUGUGUUAGUGUAAAAAUAAACUAAAAUAAUAAAAAAUAUAGAAGUUUAAUUAUAAAAAGUGUUUAAAAAUGGUUAAUAUGGAAUUAUCACGUGAACAACAAACAAUGACUGCAUCAUCAUCACCACCACCAGCACCACAAGCACGUCUUAAGAGCAAUUUUAGUAUUCGGAGUAUUCUACCAGAAGCGACGGGUGAAAUAUCAAGUAAUCAAUCAUCAACAUCAUCACCAGAUGCAUCACCAAUACCAUCACCACUUUGUGAUAGUGGUGAUGAUUCAAGUGAUCUUGAUGUUACUGGCGACGGUAGUGAAACACCACCACUUGAUUGUUCACGUAAUGCAGCAACAUCAAGUCCAACAAAUGAAAAUUCAACUGAACAAAAUGAAGAAAAGAAAAAAAAUGAAAAACCACCAUACAGUUAUAAUGCUCUUAUUAUGAUGGCUAUUCGUCAAAGUCCAGAAAAACGUUUAACACUAAAUGGAAUAUACGAAUAUAUUAUGCGUAAUUUUCCUUAUUACGAAAAUAAUAAACAAGGAUGGCAAAAUUCAAUUCGUCAUAAUCUUUCAUUGAACAAAUGUUUUGUUAAAGUUCCACGUCAUUAUGAUGAUCCUGGUAAAGGUAAUUACUGGAUGCUUGAUCCAAGCUCUGAAGAUGUUUUUAUUGGUGGUACAACUGGUAAACUCCGUCGUCGUACAACAGCAGCAUCAAGAUCACGUCUUGCUGCAUUCAAACGUGGUGCUGUAUUAGGAGGUUAUUAUACAACACCAUAUAAUUUAACACCAGGUUGGCCUGGUUCAAUUUAUCCAUCAUUGCCUUAUCAUUUACAUCGUGCUGCUGGUUAUCCAACACCAGGUAAUAGUUUUGGUCCACCAGCUGGUUAUCCAGCAAAUCUUUUGCCUGGUUCACCUAAUGUUUCAACUGCAUCAACAUUACCAUGUAGACCUCAUGCAGUUAAUCCAAAUUUACCACCAACAAGUGUACCAAAUCACGGUGGUUUUUCUAUGGAUAGAUUACUUCAAAGACCAACUGCUUAUCCAAGUGGUUUACCAACUCCAUCAUUGCCUUUAUCAGCUCAAUAUGAUUUUUAUGCAACAUUGAGAAAUAUUGCUGUACAACAGCAACAACAACAGCAACAAAAUCAACAUCAUCCAUUUGCUUAUCAUCAUUUACCACAACAACAACCAAUUCAACAUAUGACAAGUAGACCGUCAUCAACAACAGCAUCACCAGGUAGUAGUCCUGAGCCUACAUCAUCUCCUGUACCACCCAUGUACAUUUCAAAUAUUAAUAAUUUAAAAAAAAUACAUCCUAAUUUAUCGUGAGUACACAAUUUAAGCAAAAAAAAUAUCAAAUGAAUAGUGUGCUGUGAAUUAAAUUGCAAAUUAAAUGAGUUGUGUAAUAAAAAUUUGUGAUAAUGUGAUUUUAAAUUAUAAUUAUUUUUUUUUUUUUUUCUUUUACCUAUAUUUUAUUAUAUCAUUGGUUCAACGCUCUUUUUAUAAACUGGAUAAAUAAACAUUUGGAUUUUAAAAAAGAAAAAAUAUAAAAAAAAAAAAAAUUACGCUGAUGCAAAAAUUAUGUUUUUAAAUAAAA